AUGGAGUUUGAAAAGGUGUCCAUGACAAAUAACCUCGGCCAUUCUGCAUCAUCCACAGACAUGUCUCUAUCUGAUGAUGGAAGAUACCUGCUGUCUGUGGGCGUGUAUAAGCCUUCUAUCAAGAUCUAUGAUCUGGCAAACUUGUCUCUGAAGGUGGAGCGGCAUCUGGAAUCUGAUCCUGUGAGGGUGAUACCGCUUGUGGAGGAUGCCUCAAAGGCCUGUAUUUUGAGAAAUGACAGGACCAUUGAGUUUCACGCAAAGUAUGGAUACCACGAGGGCAUAAAGGUGCCGACACCGUGCUUUGACAUCUGUCUUAACAGGUUUAGGGCCGAGAUUCUGAGCGGAGGGACGGGGCUGAGUGUUUACAGAUUCAACUUGGACCAGGGAAGAUUUCUGAGAAGCUAUGCUGUAACGAUUGGCGAGAUAUGGUCGAUUGGGAUGAAUGAGUGCAACGGACUGAUUGGAGUUGGAGGAGACAGCAAGAUGCAGUUUAUUGACCAAAGAUGCAAAGAAAUUGUCAAGUCUGUUGAGUACAACGAAUCGCCGUCUAGUAUAAGCUUCUCGGAUAAUGGAAUAGACCUCGGUGUUGGAACAAGAGAGGGAUCGGUUUACUUCCAUGACCUGAGAGCUAGAAAGGAGCUGUUCAGGGCCAGGCAUGACGGAGAGGUCAAGAGGGUUUUGUUCGAUGGAAAGACACUAGUCAGCAUGGAUAAGAGUGCACUGAGGUGCUGCAGUAAGACUGGAGUUGUUGGAGAAUACCUGAGUGAUGUCAAGAUGAAUUGCUUCGUAUGUGACGGGGGACUUGUCUUUUUAGGGCUAGAUAAUGGAGAGAUAGAGGAGAUAGUGUGUGAGGAUCUGGGAGAGAUCCCUCAGUGGUACCGAGUACUCAAGGAUUGA
This is a messenger RNA of Encephalitozoon cuniculi GB-M1, 897 nucleotides long. RefSeq lists its product as uncharacterized. NCBI's taxonomy places the organism in Eukaryota, Fungi, Microsporidia, Unikaryonidae. Gene Ontology annotation, molecular function: protein binding. Gene Ontology annotation, biological process: maturation of SSU-rRNA from tricistronic rRNA transcript (SSU-rRNA, 5.8S rRNA, LSU-rRNA). Bases 1 to 897 code for a protein of 298 amino acids. Gene Ontology annotation, cellular component: nucleolus; 90S preribosome; small-subunit processome. The transcript has a single exon. The record is from RefSeq and is marked provisional.